This is a messenger RNA of Peromyscus californicus insignis, 4804 nucleotides long. RefSeq names its product mannosidase endo-alpha (gene Manea). The coding region runs from base 189 to 1577 and encodes 462 amino acids. Gene Ontology annotation, molecular function: alpha-mannosidase activity. Lineage: Eukaryota; Metazoa; Chordata; Mammalia; Rodentia; Cricetidae. The record is from RefSeq and is a predicted model, not a curated record. Gene Ontology annotation, cellular component: Golgi apparatus. The transcript has 5 exons.
ACAGACUGCACCGCUAGCGCCUGCGCGCUGGCCCGCCAGCCAAUCGCAGGCAGGCCUCCUUCCUGCUGCGCCCUUUGACCCUGCGCCCCGGCGCCUGGGAAUCCCGACCUGCUCGGCCCAGACGCCGGCUUCCCUGCCGGUUCCCGCUAGCAAAACAUUCACUAUUUUGGAGUUUAAACUAUGUCAUCAUGGCAAAAUUUCGAAGAAAGACUUGCAUCAUUUUGUCACUUUUUAUUCUAUUUAUUUUCUCUCUGAUGAUGGGCUUAAAGAUGCUGAGGCCGAAUACAGCAUCCUUUGGAACUCCUUUUGGGCUUGACCUUCUUCCAGAACUUCAUCCACCGAAGGCCCCCUUGGGAAACAAAGUUGACUUCCAAAAGAGUGAUAGAAUCAACAUGGAAACGAAUACCAAGAAUUUCAAAACUGCUGGCAUGACUGUGAGGCCAACCAAAACCUCUGAAGGGAACCUGGAGGAACUGCCUCCUCUGAAUUAUUUUUUACAUGCAUUUUAUUACAGUUGGUAUGGAAAUCCACAAUUUGAUGGUAAAUAUAUUCACUGGAAUCAUCCAGUCCUGGAGCAUUGGGACCCUAGAAUAGCCAAGAACUAUCCACAAGGGAGACAUACUCCUCCAGAUGACAUUGGCUCCAACUUUUAUCCUGAGUUAGGAAGUUACAGCUCUCAGGACCCUUCUGUCAUAGAAACUCACAUGAGACAGAUGUGCUCAGCCUCAAUUGGAGUCCUGGCCCUUUCUUGGUACCCACCUGAUUCCAGUGAUGAGAACGGAGAAGCUACUGAUCACUUGGUACCAACUAUUUUGGAUAAAGCUCAUAAAUAUAAUCUGAAGGUCACUUUUCACAUAGAGCCAUAUAGCAAUCGAGAUGAUCAAAACAUGUAUAAAAAUGUCAAAUAUAUUAUAGACAAAUAUGGAAGCCAUCCAGCCUUUUAUAGAUACAAGACAAGGACCGGGCAUUCUCUGCCUAUGUUUUAUGUCUAUGAUUCCUAUAUCACGAAGCCUAAAGUGUGGGCCAAUCUGUUAACACCUUCAGGAUCUCGGAGUGUUCGCAGUUCUCCUUAUGAUGGAUUGUUUAUUGCACUUUUAGUAGAAGAAAAGCAUAAAUAUGAUAUUCUUCAAAGUGGAUUUGAUGGAAUUUACACAUACUUUGCUACGAAUGGUUUUACAUAUGGCUCAUCACAUCAGAAUUGGGCUAACCUGAAAUCAUUUUGUGAUAAGAACAACUUGAUAUUUAUCCCAAGUGUAGGCCCAGGAUACAUAGAUACAAGCAUCCGUCCAUGGAACACUCAGAACACUAGAAACCGCAUCAACGGGAAGUAUUAUGAAGUUGGUCUAAGUGCUGCACUCCAGACUCACCCCAGUUUAAUUUCCAUCACCUCUUUCAAUGAGUGGCAUGAAGGAACUCAAAUUGAAAAGGCUGUCCCCAAAAGAACCACUAACACAGUGUACCUGGAUUACCGGCCUCAUAAGCCAAGCUACUAUCUAGAACUAACACGAAAGUGGUCUGAGAAAUACAGUAAGGAAAGAAUGACAUAUUCAUUGGAUCAACAGCUGCCUGCCUUGUAAUGUCUCACUUAGAGUCUAUCAAAUCGUCUAGCUUCAGUAAACGCCUUGUGUUUUAUGUUAUGGAGAGAAAACUAUCAAAAAUCAAUGAGCACUUGCUACUGUUACCUUUAUCAAUUAUUUCAUUUUUAUUCUUUAAAAAAAUUAUAUUAUUUGUCCUACAAUGGACAGUACUGUACAAAGAAAACAUUUGAUGAGAAAAGUCAUGUUGGUAACAUUCCUGAUUGCAUAAUUUUCUGAAUUUCUGACUGCAAUUGAAGUUUUAAUGGAAUUGCCUUUAGGUUUUUGUUUCACAGUAGAGAAAAUGCUUGCAUUACAUAAACCAUCUAACGCACAAGUCAGCUGUACUUGUAUUCUGGGUCCAAAGACAUAGGAGUGCGUACGUGUCAGGUACAUCUGACAACAAAAAUACAGACCUACCUUCAGGUGGUGGUGGCUCACACCUUUAAUCCCAGCACUCUGGAGGCAGAGGCAAACGGAUCUCUGAGUUCGAGGCCAGCGUGAUCUACAGAGCGAGUACCAGAACAGGCUCCAAAGCUACACAGAGAAACCCUGUUGUGAAAAGCCAGAAAAAAAAGAAAAAAAAAAUACAGACCUAAGGACAAUAGACAGAUGUGCUUCAUUUCUGAACACUUCAGUGACUCGGAAAUUUGUAUCCAGUUUCUGGCUGGCUUCCCCGGUGAUCAAAUUCACUUCUCAAGUUUCUUGUGAACACAGACUUGUUUAAAUUACAGGCUAUUCUAUUGUAUUUUUUUAGUCUCACUGUUCACCGUGUUCUGUUAAAGACGGGCUUUGUGCACAGCAUCUGUAGUGUCAUCAUUUGAAGACUCACGUGCCCACGGUACAGAGUGCCUUUGUGUGUGUAAUGCCCAUGGUUCGCUCUGCUGAAUUAAAGACUAGGAACCUUAGGAGGAAGCUUGGUAAAUGUUAGUGACUGUUUCUCAGCUAUGAGGAAACCGUUGUUUCUCAGUCAGAAGGUUUACUGUGUUCACAUACUCUGUUUUGAGGGCAUUUUGUCAGUCUUUCUAGGUCUCGUUUUCUUAUUCAUAUCUUAAAAUUUAAUGUUCACCAGAGACUACUGAACUAAGAAAGGAUAAUGUUAAUAUUAGAAUUGUUUUCCUUUUAAUUUAAUUUUAUUGUAAAUAAUAGAGAAAAUUUACUUACCACUUCAAAACUAGAGAUAGAUCCAAAAUUAUUUUUAAAGUAACACCAUGUUUUUUGAGUUAUGUGCUCAUAUGAAAGUCUUACACUUUUACGUUGUCUAUUGGGUUAAAAAGAAAUUGUCAGUGAUCCAUAGCUGUCAUACGGUUACAAAUUGAUAACUUUUAUGCUAAAAAUAAAUUAUUUUAAAAAUGAAAAAUAGUAAAAACCUGCUGAAUUAAAUAUUUAUAAUUGUAAUAGAAAAAAACAGCUAGUCUACCUAGUUUUACACAAGUGUUAUUUCUUAGUUCUACUGAGAGAGUGAGUCAGUUGAGUCAUGUUAACAAGUACUGCACACCCAAUCUCCAGAGGAUAAAGACAUUCAGAAACAGAUUGGUUCUGGAAGUUAUCAUAGAAUACAUAGCAGAGAGGAGACAUUUUUCGGGGGAGGGAGACUGAUGGGCGAGUAAAAUGCUUUCUCUGUAAGCAUGAGGCCCUGCAUCUGCACACCCAGAGCACAUGAAGAUGAGCUCGCCAGCAGACGUGUUCUUCCACUGCUCCUGCAGAGAGCUGGACAGUGUCCACAGGAACGAGCCCCAAAGUAUUUAAGCCAGCAGCAAGCAAGAGCCUGUAUCAAAAAUGGUGGGAGGAAGGAGCAACACACUCCAUGGAGCCACUCCAUGUCACAUUUAGUCCCACAGUUACUUAUGAAUGUUUGCAGACACACAGAGAAAUGUUUUAAACUUAUUUUUUAAAUAAUGCUUUUGGAAUAAACUCUUUGAAGAGUUAUAGUAACCUUAUGUAUAAAAUUAAAAAUUUCUAUUGAUAGAGAAUUAUUAGGCCAUAGAAAAUUAUGAGAAUAAUCUGAUAUUUUCCAGGAUAAAUUCUAAGAAUAAUAAUAUAGUAAUAUUUAAUAUUACCAAGUUUCUCCAUUGGAAUAAAUAGAAAUAAAACCUGCAGGUUUUUUGCUACUACAUUAGAAAUGAAUAAUCAAUACAUAAUAUUGUAUAGCGUAUGUUGUUUUCUUCAUUCCUUAUGUUGCAUUUUAUAUUUGAAUCUGCCAUGACAGAAAAUGAAUUUUAUGAAACAAUUCUGAGAUUAAGGGAAAGUACAAAACUAAGGCCAAACAAUUGUCAGUAAGAGUUCAAUUCCCACUCCAGACAGCUUGCUCUAGCUCCUGCUGUUGCCGGUCCAUCUCCACCUAUCGAUAGCACUCAGUCAGAAUUUAAUUUAAAAUUAAAUUCUCAACAGAAUCACUCUAACAAAUGACUGAAGUAUCUUUUCAUAAAACUUAUUAGUUGACAAUUAUAUAAAUAAACAGAGUCACCCCUCUGGUUUCCGCAACCAAAUAUUCAACCAACUAAGAUCAGAAAUACUCUGUGAGAAGAAAAAAUCCAUUUGUAUAUAACAACCAUGUUCAGGGUGUUUUAUUUAUGUAAGCCAUACAGUAUAAUCACAAUUUACAUUAUUCUAUGUAUUAUAAAUAAGCUGAGGGCAUUAGGUGUGUACCUGAGGAUCGUUCUAGGGUAUAUUCAAGUACUGUUCCACUUUUUCAAAGGACCUGAGCAUUUUCAGCCAUUUUAUCUCUGGAUCAUGGAGCCAGUUCCACACUAGUUCUGAGGGACAGCUAUAUUAGCAGUUAUUGCUAACGCUUGUUAGAGUAAGGCCUUCAGAGCAUCUUCCCCCCCCCAGAUGUUCCUUAGGUCUACCUCUGCUGUCUGACUGGAAACGCAGCUGGGAUUGCAGUGAUUACAAGUAAAUUUAAUCAAAUGAUCCAGUUUUUACUUUAAAAAAUCUGAAUGUUUGAAAUCAGUCAACUUAAAGAUAUGAUAUGUGUAAUGUUUGGAUUAUAACAUUAUAAAUCUUCUUUUAUAAGGUAUUUGUUUUUGUGAAUUAGCCCAUCUAAUUGUUUAAAUUGUAAAAAAGAACCAGGUCUAUUUCUGCUUUUAAGGAAUAAUUGUAAAAGGCUGCUCUUAUUAAUGUUUAUCUGAGUUGUAUAUUUACUUGUUUACUUUCUUUUAUUUAUGUGUAUAAUUUGGAAGAUGAUUUGUAAUAUGUUAAUUUUUUAAUAAAAACAUAAAUGAAAAAUA